GCACGGUCAACAGAUCCAUUUGAUCCAUUCAUUCAGUUUCCGAUCUGCCGAGCUUUAGCCACCAUUAUAUAUAUAUAUAUGUAUAUACAUGUAUCUUUGACCUGUAUUAUUUGUAUCGUAUCGCGCAUCAAAUUCAAAUCGAACCAGCUUGAACCGGGCCUCCCGAAAAUUAAAGUGCGACAGUUGAUCUCAGUCAAGCCGAUCUAUGUACGGUUGGAGUUUACGUUGGAGCAUACAUAAAUAAUUUUGGCCAAGCUCUCGACCCCGCCAACCCCAAUCCGCCAUCCGCCUUCCCCAGUUACGAGUAUCCAUUAACCAAAGGAAGUGCGUAUGUGUGAGUGUAUGUACCUGUGUGUGUCCGUCCAUUCACGAGAAUUUGUGUAUGUCUGUGUACUGUGAAUGCAUUCAAAUAAAAGCUAACUAUACAAUACAAUGGCGAACCCAAGUCCGAGCCUGAAUCAUAGUCAUUUGUAGAUUCCAAUACGAGAACAUCAAACCGACAUAUGUACAUCUUCUUCUGUGCUAAGUAUUGGUACUGCUAUGCUCACAAUGGAAAUGCAGACGACGUCACAUCUAACCCAUGGGCUUGCGACGCUUUCGCAGCACCAGCACCACAUUAUCCAUCAAAUUCCACCCCAAGCCCUGCCUUUGCCCUUGCCCAUGCCACAGGACGAGAGCCAGCAGCAGCACCAACACCAACAUCUCUCACAUCAACAUCAGCAAAUGACCAUGGCGGUGGCCGUGUCGCCCACGCUGCACUCCUUGCAGGGCGGCGCACCGCCAGGUGAGAAUCUCAAUAACAGCAUGCAUCAACAUCAGCAUCAUCAUCAUGAACUCCAUCACGCAAGCGGCCUAAUCUAUACCUCAACGCAACUGGAUGACAAAUCGAAAGUGCAUAAAUUCGAUGAUUACUCACAAAGGAUUAUGGGCAGCAUAUCAACACCCGUUGCCAUUCAAGAUCCAUCUACUCCACCGACUAGCAAUAGCUUCAUGUCCCAGAAUCAGGGAACUGUGGAAUGGAUGUCGGCAAUGAACGAUGUCCAAAACGGCGCUGAGGAUUCGCAUAGUUCCCAGGGCAGUAUAUCUGGCGAUGGUCACGGCGGCGUCAAUCAACUUGGAGGCGUUUUUGUCAACGGGCGUCCACUUCCCGACGUGGUUCGCCAGCGCAUUGUGGAGUUGGCUCAUAAUGGAGUCCGUCCAUGUGACAUAUCACGACAAUUGCGCGUAAGCCAUGGCUGUGUGUCCAAGAUUCUAUCAAGAUAUUACGAGACUGGUAGCUUUAAGGCCGGUGUUAUCGGCGGCUCCAAGCCCAAGGUGGCAACUCCGCCAGUGGUGGAUGCGAUCGCCAAUUACAAACGAGAGAACCCAACAAUGUUUGCGUGGGAAAUCCGUGAUCGGUUGCUAGCAGAGGGUAUAUGCUCCCAGGAUAAUGUACCCAGCGUGUCAUCAAUAAACCGAAUCGUGCGGAACAAGGCGGCCGAGAAGGCAAAGCACGUGCACCAUCAUCAACACAAUCAUAUGCAACAGAAUCUAAGUGUAGGAAAUAACACAACGGAGAGCCUGGAUAGUAGUACAGGAGCGGGCAGCGAUCCACAAGCUCCAAGUGGAGGCAAUAACAGCACAAACUCAGCUAACACCACAGUCGCUGUCACAAGCGCUGGUCCCGGAUCGGGAGCCAACUCAGUUAUCACCCACGUACCGUUGACAGGGAGCACCUCCGAGCCGGGCCAGGAUUCUAUUGGCCAUCACAACAAUAAUGGUAGUAAUGGUGUUGGGCCUGGAGGAGCAGGUGUGGAACAGCGAACGGCUGGUUAUAGUAUAAAUGGUAUUUUGGGCAUUCAGCAUCCUCAUCAUUCCCACAACAAUAACAACAACAACAACAGCAACAAUAAUAAUAACAACAACAGUAACGCCAACAACAACAACGCAAGUGAUCCAAAUUGCAAGCGCAAACGAUUGGAAGCCCAUGAUGAAAACCGGGACACCAAUAUACAUUCCGAGGACGAUGGCAAACGACAGCGACUGGGCUAUAGCGGAGACCAAAUUUAUCCAAAUGUAAGUCCAUUUCAAAUUUGUAGACCUUUGUGGGAAAAUAUUCCACACCCCCUUUCGGUUCGCCCAUUUCAGAUUUGGUCGGGCAAAUGGUGCAUCAAGGAAGAGCAUAAACUUCUCUCCGAACUGGGCAGCUUGACAACCACAAAUGGCAACAGUGCACAGGCCUACUAUGAGGCGUCCAAUGGAUUCCCAACCAGCACGAUUUCAGGAAGCGGCGGUCCCCCUACUGGCAAUGACUCGUCCAUGCUGUACGACAGUAUAGCCACCAUUUCCCAGGGCCAAGGUUCGCUUUACACGCCGACCAUCGGGCCUUCCAUUGGUAGCAGUUCCCUGACUCCUUUAGUACCCAUAAGCAUGCAAGACAUGAAGUUCUCUGCGGCUGCACAGGAGCAGAGCAUCGCCCCUUUCUAUACAGCAAUCGCCUUUGAAAAUGGCGGAUAUCCAACAAUAACCAGCCUGGACAGUGGCACAGGCUCUGGCACGGGAACUGGAAACGCCUCCAAUGGCUCCUCGGCAGCAGAACAAUCAGUAAUUGCGAUUGCGGGAACAAGCAGAUCGGAACCGCCCGGGGGCGUGCGGAUAUUGAGAAAUGGUGACCCAAUUCAUUCGGAAGGUAAUCUGCAUCUGAAGGAUUCGGUUGGCGGAGAAUCGGGAAGAGAUGAGAACGCCAAUCGUAAGACUGUCCGCAUUGAGGCUGGUAAACCACAUGGAAGCGGAGAAUUGGAUCAAUUACCAAUGGCACACAUCCAUCAUUUAACAGCGGACCACCAGCAGCAGAACACGAAUACCUCAUCCUCAUCCCUAAUACUCUUGCAGUCAAGCGGUGGCGGCGGCGGAGUCAGUGGCUCCAGCUCUGCUGCCGAGCGCUCCGACAUCGAUGCCAAUUCUGGGACCAGCGUCGACCCCGGAGCGGGGUCAACGAUUUAUGCUGCACCCACCAUGCUGCCCAGUUUUAGUCAUUAUUCCGCAGCCUGCAGUUCCGUUGUGCCCAGUACGGACUACGCGUACAAUCCGGCCUACACACAAUAUGGCGGCGCAUACGGAUCCUAUGGCUAUGGGACUAGCGGAAGUCUAAUAAAUUCGUCCUACUACUAUGAAGGUGGACAGAAUCAGUCGUCGCUCAACCAGGACUUACGAUCUCCACUAGCUGCGACAAGGGCCAACUCAUUAGCAUCGGCGGCCUCGCCAACUGGCAGUGCGUGCACAAAAUCCGAGACAUCGGAUAUAUUUCUCGUCUAGCAGCUAAACCAAAGGCCUCUCACCAUCGAUGAGCAGCGCAGGCUAUGAAUUUAGAUUACCAUGGAACGCUCGCUCAGUUUCUGCCCCAGAUAUCGGUCGCAAACGGAACUGAACCCGGGAACUCCCGAACUCAACGAGACCAAUUCUCAUACAUUUACAUGAAUAUAGCUUACUUUGCAUUUAUUACACAAUUCGAUUCGUUAUCACUCCCAAGAGGUCCCGGGCCGCUCAACAAACGAAACGACAAAGUGAUCGGGAGCUCUGAUAUCAAAUCUUUGUAUUAUUUUAAGUGAACAAAUGGAAAACUGUUAAACGCAAGAAACCAAAAUGUCCGUAAAGGGAAAACUCAACCAAAAACCAUAAAAGUUUUUUGAAAACUUUCAAAUAAUGUAUUAAAUUUAAGGAGUCUGCUUCGUGUAAAAUUUGUACAUAUGCCUAGGAUUAAGCACUACCGAGCGCUGAUGCCCCCUCCAUCCCUCCCCUUCAAGUCAUUUGUGAUAGAGACAGUGGCAGAGGCAGCCCGGGACUUUGGCAAACCGACAGUCUCCAUCCGGAUUCUGGAUGACUAUUAAGUGAACGAAAUCUUAAUGGAUUUAGGAUGAUCUUAUUUAUUAAUAUUUAUUUUUGAUUUGCAUUAACCCCAUUCGCUUCUGGCAUCAAAUACUCGGGUGUACAUCGAAUUCAAACUCUUUCUUGUACCCGUUCCCUCACCAUUUCCCUUCCCUUUCCCACAACCCACUACUCGUUACUGAAUAGAUUUAAGUAUGAACUCUGGAUGUCGCCCGUUAGGAUAAGAAAGCACAAACCAAAUUACAUAUAGUAAUACAUAAAUUAAAUCUAGGCUUAUCAAAUAUUUAAAUAAAAAGUAAUUAAUUCAACGUGGAA
This is a messenger RNA of Drosophila willistoni, 4179 nucleotides long. It is a transcript of the gene sv, whose product is annotated as paired box protein Pax-2. NCBI's taxonomy places the organism in Eukaryota, Metazoa, Arthropoda, Insecta, Diptera, Drosophilidae. The transcript is spliced from 12 exons. The record is from RefSeq and is a predicted model, not a curated record. Gene Ontology annotation, molecular function: DNA-binding transcription factor activity, RNA polymerase II-specific; RNA polymerase II cis-regulatory region sequence-specific DNA binding. Bases 541 to 3294 code for a protein of 917 amino acids. Gene Ontology annotation, biological process: regulation of transcription by RNA polymerase II; anatomical structure development.